AUGGCAGCAAGUUCAUCAAUGGUGCCGCCCAAGGGUCUGCCAUGGACAACGCGGGCGAAGCAGCUCCAGCUGCAGGCGGACGAGAUCGCCAAGCUCAAGAAGCAGCUGCAGCAGGCGACCAGCCGCCCCCCCGCGGACACCGACCAGGCGGCCAUGGAUUUGGACGAGGCCAGCGGCCAGGAUGAGCCCUCGUACAUCGAGAUGGCCACGAAGUUCAAGUCUGAGCUCGCAGAGCUCAAGAGGCGUACGGUGGAGGCCAAGCCCCUCAACAAGAGGAUCGAGGAUGCCAAUCGCGAGGUGCGGAGGCUCCAGACCGUGCAGUCCAAGCAUGCCAAGAAGGUUGAGGAGCUCAAGCGAGCAGCCGAGAAGGCGCAGGAGGCCCUGGGCGAGGCGCAGGCGCGAGCAGCCAAGUUGGACGGCGAGCUCACCAGCGCCCAGCAGAGCCUCUCGGAGCUCACGGUGCGCAUCCCUGGGGUCAAUGCGGCUCCUCCUGUUGGGCCUGCUCCUGGGCCUGAUGAGUUCGUGCCUGGUCUUACUGCGGUCAUGGCGAGCCUCGGCACGUACCUCUCGGCCAAGGGCCUUCCUGGGGAACUCAGCGACGAGAUCAUCCAGAACUUCCGGGUCGCGGAGGUCAAGGCCAAUGAGGCUGUUCAGAAGGCAGCGGAGGAGGCGGAGUUCCGCGCGCAGCAGUUGCGUGAGCAGGCUGCUCCUGAGGUGGGGGCGACGCCUCCAGGAGGUACGCAGCCGGAGCAACAGCCUGGAGUGCCAGCUCGGGCGGACCUCUCUGCGGAGCAGCUGCGACAGUUCCUCGAGUCCAACUCCCAGUCUGUCCCUGCCGAGGCGGACGAGGAGCAGCUCCGCUCGCUAGCCAAGCGCACCUACGAUGCCAUCCAGAACUUCGCGGCCUCUGUCUCCAAGAAGGCCAGGACCGACGUUCGCACCCUGGACUCCAGCGGGGUGGCGGUACUGGUUCCCAGCAACGUGAUGGUCUCUGCGCCGCCUCUGGCGGCAGAGCCCACGUUGGUGCCCGGGCGAGCCGUGGCUGGCCAUGUGCACGCGGGGCUCGCCAAGGGCUACGUGGCGGUCUCACUGUACCUCUGGUGCGCGGAGGGCCUCUCGGACGAGAAUCGCGCCAUCUUGCACGAGGUGAUGGGGUACCUGGUGCGCCUCAACGCCAUCGGGAUGCCGUGGGUGCUCGGGGGCGACUGGAACCUGGAGCCGUCGGUCUUGACGGAGCUGCAUGAGUUUCGGGCUGCGCAGGGGCUGGUCUACGCCACGACGCAGCCGACCUGUACAGCGGCAUGGCCUGGUGUUGUAUAUGAUUAUUUCCUCGUUAGCGUGACGAUGGGUUUGCGAGCAGAGCAAGCUUCGAGGGCGGACCCGAACGUGCAGCAACCCAUGACCAGGGCCGAGGUCGAUAACGCAGUCAGCACGGGCCCGCACGUGCCCGUCAGCCUCGGCUUCCACGGGAAGCCUAGGACAUUGUGGGUCAGGCAAAUCUCCGAACCACGGAAACUGCGGGAGCCGCCGCCGUCAGGCUGUGCGCGGUUUCCGCUUGACUGGGGACGGGCGCAGGCGGUGAUCCAGGCCGCGACGGACAAGACGGGCUUGGGCCAGGCGUGGGACCUCGUGCUGGAGGGCCUCCACAUCGAGCUGCUGGGCAGGCUGGACCGCCUGGACGAGACCAAGGGCACGCCCAUCAGCGGACCGAUCGGAAUGCGCUGGGGGCACUUCCAGCCGCAGGGCACCAACAAGAAGAUCGGCGACAGGCGCGAUGGGGCUUCGCACGCUUGGGCGGUGGCUGCGAGGUGGGCCAGGCAUAUUGGCAACAUGAGCUACUACCACGACCACCUCUGCGAGGUGCUGAAGGACCCCGCGAAAAGGCAUGGCAGCCCGUCUGAGGAGCAGCUGUGCGCCAAGAUGGGCAAGUCGCUGUACGAUCUAAUCGGCUUCUUCAGCAGGAUCCAGAAGAACUCGGCCGUGCUCCAACUGCUGGACCAGCGCGCGCGGGAGCUGUUCCAUGCUGGCCUGUUGCGGAUGGCCGAGCCCGAUCUCAAUGAAGAGGUGGAGUACGUCACCCGUAGGGCCGAGGAGCUGCGGGCCAAGGCCGCAGCUGCUCAGGAGCGCUCCUGGCGGCACUGGGUCGAGCAGGCAUUGACAGGUGGCGCUGGGCUUGCACACCGGCUUCUUAGACCUCGAGAGCUCCAGGAAGUUCUUCAGAGUUCGGAGGGUGGUCAGCCCUACAAGUACGCGGACGACUGCAUGCAGCAGUGGGGGCAGAUAUGGAGCACGCACAACGGCCGCCAGCUCGACCCGCCCUCGGACGUUCAGUGGGACCCCCUCCCAGCGCUGACAGCAGCGGACAUCCGACAUGCCGUCGGCGCCUUCCCGUGGAGAACGGGAGUGGGCCAGGUUCCGGUAGCGCCGAGGCUCCUCGAGCAGGCGUCGGACGAGACCAAUAUGGAGGCGGAGAUCGCGGACUUGGGGGAGCACGCAGUCACGGUGCUUUUCGACCUCCUCAAGCUCUAUGAGCUGGUGCGGCACGAUGUCCUGUGUGAUUGCUGCCAGGCCCUUGGCUACCCCAUGCGCACGGCGUGGAUGCUGGUGGGGUCGUACCAGCAGCCGCGGACGAUCCGCGCCUACGGCUCGCUCUCCGCCAUGGUCACGGCCUCCCAGGGCAUGCUAGCCGGGUGUUCCCACGCCACGACGCUGGCCAGGGUUUUGCUUACGAAAGGGCUGAAUGUGUCGAUAGCAAGGAGCCCUUUGGUGCGGCCACGCGCGCUGAUUGACGACGUCUCCUUCCAGUGGGUGGGGACUGACCUGAGCACCCUCGGCCAGCUCUGGACCACGGUGCGCACCUUCUGCUUGGAGCUGCAGCCGCUCGGCUGCCUGGUCCAGCCCGCGAAGUGCGGGUUCGUCGCCACGACGAGGGAGGCGAAGCGGAAGUUCGCGGAGCACGUAAAGGUCAUCCGCUUCCGCGGGAAAGCCCACAUGCGGAACCUUGGCCACGAGCUCCACGGCAGGGCGGUCAAAAAGCUGGUCCAUAGGCGUCGCAUGGUGAACAUCGGCGGCAAGUGGAGCAAGAUUGACCAGCUCCGCAAGGCCGUGGGGUCCAGGAAGGCAGGCGUCCUCUGGGAGACUGGGGACCUGCCAGCGGCCGCACAUGGCACGAGCGUGGCCGGGUGCGAAGACCAGUCGCUCCGGCAGCUCCGUGCGACGGCGGGCCGCUUCGCGGGCUACAAGGGCCACGGGUCCUUGACGACCUACCUGAUGACGAUGCCAGCCAGGACCUUCGACCCGAUCCUCGAGGUCACGAUGGCGGUGGUCGGGAAUUUCGCAGAUUGGGUCUGGCAAGCGAGGGGCUCUCCCGCGAGGCUCUGCAAGGCCUUCCUCGCCAUGCAGUCCAAGUUCGAGGUCGUGCACUUGCUGCGCCAGGCGCCUUCGGAUGUCCUGACGCUCCUGGAGCAGGGCAUCGUGAGAUGGCAGGAGCGCCGCAUGCUGGCGCACUACCCCGCGCACUACCAGGGCUUCCAGGUCUGGGGGAGGGCGCUGGCCCUGGGCCACCAGGGCUCCAACGGCCACUUGUACUUCGAGUGCGAGGCGUUUCAGCGGCAGCAGGACGAUGAGGAGGAGGAACCUUCCCCCGAGGAGCUGCUGGUCACCCGAGAGAGGCUGCGGGGGCAGGCAGUGGACACGGGCGAUGGGCCCAGCUACGAGCACCUUGAGUUCGCCCUGCCGCUCGCCCCUCCGCUGCCCGACCAGGUCCCCGAGGAGCUCCCGGAGUUCGAGCGGGGGCUGGAGGGGCAAGCUUGGGGGCAGCAGCUCUUUGUCGACGGGUCUGGCCGCCGCUCGUCGUUCGUGGAGGCGCGCAGGCUCGGAUGGUCAGUCGUUCAGAUUUCGGGCGAGCUGCUGCCGAUUAAGGCGCGCUGGGGCGGCCUCCCGGGGCUCGCGCAGACGGUGCCGAGGUCGGAGCGGCACGCCGGCAUGCGAGCCAUUCAGCUUGGGCGGCCGCCAGUGCACGUGCUGUCAGACCAGAUGUCGUUCGUGCAGGAGGUCCGCGAGUGGCAGGGUAGGCACACCAGGCCGCGAGCUCCGCACGCGAUGGUUUGGCGGCAAAUCGCGGCGACGGUGGAGGGGCGCGGCGCGCCCAUGCCGACUGCACAGUGGGUGCGUGCCCACCGCGAGCUGGAGGACGCCGUGCUGGCCGACGGAACGGCUUUCCGCUACGUCGGCAAUUUCUGGGCCGACGUCUUCGCCAAGAUGGGCUCGGCCAGCAUCAUGGUGUCGGAGGUGCACGUGCGGGCGUGCGAGAUCCAGCUGCGGGACGUUCGGGAGGCCAUGCGCUACGUGGCCUGGGCGGCUGAGCGCGCAGUGCGGCUUUCAGUUGGCGGGUCAGCUGCGGUCCCGCAGCAGGUAGCCAAGGUGGCCCAGGUGGGCAUGAAGGUACCAGAGUUGGUGGCCCACGACCUCAAGCAGCUCACCAACGGAGCGCUGAAGUGCACG
Prorocentrum cordatum is the source of this 4503-nucleotide messenger RNA. Lineage: Eukaryota; Dinophyceae; Prorocentrales; Prorocentraceae. The record is from the annotation of a GenBank genome assembly.